CGUCAUUCCGUGCCCUGGUGUAGCCUCCCGUGCUCCAGAGGAGAAGGGAGAAGGAUCUGAGGCCGAGGCGAUCGUGGCUCUCGCGGCCGGGAUCGAGCAACGCCAACCCGGACACAUCGACCAGGAAAAUAUGGAGGCUGCGGCGGAGGAGCUGCGGGCCGGCUCCCGGAUUCCGGUUAUCAUCGAUCAAAUAGUUAACGACACGUUAGUGGUGACCCUCAGCUACCGAGAGCGAAGCUACACGGGGAUAUUACUUGAUUCCAACAAAAAGACUGGACUGUUUUGUCUGCCAGAUGUCGUAACAAAACAAGAGGAAUCUCCCACACUGACGCCCAGCUGUGACGUUCCAGACCCGGAGCCAUGUUCCAAGCCUCCCAGUCAGCCAGAGCAGAGACCAAGGGAUGAAAAUACUCUUCCUGAGAAAGGGCCUCCUUUCAGCCCUGGCCCUGUACCCACCCCGGUGCCUGCAGGGCAAGCUCCUUACCCUCCUUAUUUUGAAGGAGCCCCCUUCCCCCAGCCCCUGUGGGUGCGGCACAGCUAUGGCCAAUGGGUCCCCCAGCCCCCGCCCAGGACAAUCAAGCGGAAGAAGAGGCGGAGCCGCGAGCCCGGCAGGAUGACCAUGAGCACCAUCAGGCUCCGCCCACGGCAGGUCCUGUGCGAGAAGUGCAAGAACACCCUGAACAGCGACGAGGACAGCAAGGAGGGGCUGAGCACCAAGGCGGCCAAAAAGGAGGACGGCGACGUCAAGGAGCCCAAGAGGCGAGAUGAGACGGCCAACUACGACAUCAAGAGGUGCAAAAAGGACAAGAGGGACGAGGAGAAGUUUUCAGGGGAGAUGGUCCCCCACAGUCCGGUUAUCAAAAUCUCCUACAGCACUCCUCAGGGCAAGGGCGAGGUCAUGAAGAUCCCCUCCAGGGUGCAUGGCUCCGUCAAACCCUUCUGCCCCAAGCAGCUGGCGCAGAACGGGCUGGCGGAGCAGGACAGGGGCACGGAGGCACAGGAUGAGCGGGACCCGCUCGAUGGCUUGGGGGCUUGCUCCACAUCCAUCCCCAAACUCAAACUGUCAAGGCCACAGCAGUCCAGCUAUGAAGUCCCCUCCCCAAAGAUCCGUCUUAAGCCUCGAGGAAGUGGAGAGGACAGUAUCUCGGUGUACGAAGCGGAGCUGGUGGGCGGGGCGCGAAGGCGGAGCCCCCGGGUGCAGGGGACGGCGCUGGUGCAUUCGGAGGACUCCGCCGAGAAGAGCUCGCUGGAGCAGUCGUCCGGGAGCUCGGGAGAGGAGGCGGAGCGCCACGGCGACCUCACCCUGCUCAUCAACUUCCGCAAGCGGAAAGCCGACUCGUCCAGCCUGUCCGUGUGCAGCAGCGACAGCCUGGACGAGUCCAAGUCCUUCAGCUCCGACGGAACGUCCCCGGAGCUGUGCGACCUCGCCCCCGGCGACGACAUCUCCGUCUCCUCCUCCUCCCGGGACGAGAACAAGACGGUGCCCCCGCUGACCGUGCGCCUCCACACCCGCAGCAUGACCAAGUGCGUGACGGAGGAGGGGCACGCGGUCGCCGUGGGGGACGUGGUGUGGGGGAAGAUCCACGGCUUCCCCUGGUGGCCGGCGCGCGUGCUGAGCAUCAGCGGCCGGAAGGAGGAGCGCCAGCGGGAGAUGUCCUGGCCCGAGGCCACCGUGUCCUGGUUCGGCUCGCCCACCACCUCCCAGCUCUCCGUCUCCAAACUGUCUCCCUUCCGGGACUUUUUCCGCUCCCGGUUUAACCGGAAGAAGAAAGGGAUGUACCGCAGAGCGAUCGUCGAAGCCGCCAAGGCAGUCGGACACUUGAGCCCUGAAAUCACCGCACUCCUCUCUCAUUGCGAGACAUAGAGGCAGAAGUGGAGAGCCAUCUUCUAGAGCAGUCCCUGAACACUCAGACCUCCCUGGGAGAGAGCGCCUGCGGUUGCCAUGGGGAGGCCAAGGAAGAGGAUUUAGCGCCCUGCAGCCCCCCUCUCCUUCAUGACGUGCGGGGAGUCUGGCCCCCCAGGUGCAGCGGUGACCAGGUUAGGGAGCUCAGCCUGCAGGAGGCCCCUUCCAGGACGACUUUGAACAAUUCCUGUACUUUUUUUUUUUUUUUUUUGGAAGAACUUCCUAUAUUUUAAUAGAGUGAAUAGCGACACUACAAGGCCGAAUGUAUUUAUUACCUACAACACUUUAGUGGACCUUUUACAAUCUAAGACCUUCUCACUGCUGCUGUUCGUUUUACUGAUCAAUCCUCUGUCCCAUGAAAUCAUGUGACUGUUUGGCCUCCACCAAUGAGUGAACUGAGCCGUCGUAUGGAGCAAGUCAGGUUCGAUCCUCGUGCCAUCCUCCUUUGAAGCGCAUAAAUACAUAUAUAUAUCUAUAUAUUACUGAAGAAAAGUCUUAUUGUACGGUUUUCACUCUUCGGAUAUGAAAAUGAUGUGAAGCGGAUAUUGUUUUUUGAGAUCAUACUGUAGGUCUUAUAAUGCAGUAUUUCUCUCUGACCUGCUGCCUUGGCAGACAGUUGUAUUCCUCUAUUGGUUUCCUGUCCCCCUGCGCAAAUUUUAGGAGUAUUCAUUUCUUCUUACAUUGUCUGACUUUGUCCGAAACUGUUAGAAAUAUGUUCUUGGUUGGUGAGAGGUCGAUCGCACCUGAUCCUGCUCACUUUACUUAUUUAAUGUUUCAUGAAAAGAAAGCACUUUAUCUCUACCGUAGUGGCCUGCUGUAAACCAAUUAUGAGUUUCCGUGUCGUGACACUAACUGGAGUUACAGUACUGACAAGCAGACGACGACUUUAGAUGAAAUGCGGUUGAAUUUCAGUUUUAAGUUUGAUGAGCAAAACGUCAUCUGGAAGCCAGGGAAAAAGAUAAAAAAGGAAAAAAAAAUGAGGGUGGUUGUCUACACUGUAUCCGUGCAUUUACCCAGACUGUAUUGUAAGUUUUUUUUCCACCAUGUUCCACUGGAGAAAUUGGAGUGUCCUAUCCUAUGCAUCCCCUGUUGAUUAAAGCUUUAAACAAAUUGUCGACAGAAUACUGUGAACUCCGUUGUGGGUGUUUUCUGAGUUAAGACCAA
Molecule: messenger RNA, 3067 nt
Organism: Megalops cyprinoides (Indo-Pacific tarpon)
Lineage: Eukaryota; Metazoa; Chordata; Actinopteri; Elopiformes; Megalopidae
Gene: pwwp2b
Product: PWWP domain containing 2B
Exons: 3
Coding region: 131-1864 (577 amino acids)
Cellular component (GO): nucleoplasm; nucleus
Source: RefSeq, a predicted model, not a curated record